Molecule: messenger RNA, 927 nt
Organism: Cladophialophora yegresii CBS 114405
Lineage: Eukaryota; Fungi; Ascomycota; Eurotiomycetes; Chaetothyriales; Herpotrichiellaceae
Exons: 1
Coding region: 1-927 (308 amino acids)
Source: RefSeq, a predicted model, not a curated record
AUGGAGGACACACCCCCUCUUGACCGCACAACCACGACAGCGGAAUCUCUCCGGUCUCCGAAAUCGUCGCCUUCCCCUGAUGCGCCUUCUUCGCCUGACACGACAAUAACCGAGCCGGAGCAGUCACCUGGCGCGGACGACGAUAUCUGGGACACGUCAUCCGAUCAUUUCCCUCUCGGGGCGGGAGCUCAAUAUCCUGACCAUGAUCUGGACACUCAUCCUCCCGAUGAUGACUCGCAUCCCAGGUUUGCGAGGGGUGCGAUCCUCUCCGACCUCCCCGCGCUGAGGAGACAGCAUAUGACGGACGGGUAUCGCGAGGGGCUGUCCGUGGGCAAGGCACGGGUCAUGCAGAGCGGCUUCGACGCGGGAUAUCCGCUUGGUGUGGAGGUUGGGCUGAGGGCUGGGAACGUGCUGGGCGUAUUGGAGGGGGUUAUUGCUGCGCUCACGAGUUCGAAGGCUGGUGCAGGCUCGGCCAGGAUAGCAAGGACUUCAAAGGCUUCGACUGACGGCGGGCAAAAUUCAACGGCCACUGAGAUCACCUCUGCGUUUGCGUCUGGAAAAGGGGGAUUAGAAACGAUGACGGGCUCGACGCGUGAAGUCGGCAACAAUGGUGCUCGGAACCGGGAAGAAUUGAGAUUCGUUCGAGCUUUAUAUGCUCGGGCACAGGAAGAACUGAAAAUCUCGGAACUACUGAAGGGAUUGGGCGACGACAAGAUUGCAGCGAUUCCAGACGCGGUGGCGUCCAAGCAUGAGAAGAAUUCGCCAGCGGACGGAAAAGCUGAGAAUGAGCCAUCAUUGCCGAAAGAAAUCGAGGACGCACUGCGAAAGUGGGAACGGCUCGUGCUUGGUGCUUUGGAGCAGAGACAUUCUCCAGAUGGAUCUGAUUCCGCGGCUUUGGUGACUUCGGCAGGGAAAGAAGCUACAUGA